This is a messenger RNA of Prunus avium (sweet cherry), 4269 nucleotides long. Lineage: Eukaryota; Viridiplantae; Streptophyta; Magnoliopsida; Rosales; Rosaceae. The record is from RefSeq and is a predicted model, not a curated record.
AUGGCCUUACUUGGGAGAAUGCUUAUAAUUGUGCAACUCUCUAUGGUUGUGCUAUUAGGGGCGGCAAUAUUUACACCAAUAGCAUCAGCAGCUCAAGCCUUGCUGCCUCAAGCCAAGCCUGGGUGCCCAGAGAAAUGCGGUAAUCUCACAAUCCCCUACCCAUUUGGCAUAGGUGACGGCUGUUACCUCCGACCCGAAUUCAACAUCACAUGCAACCAAGCCAGUACACACCCAACAUACUUGACCAGAAACAACGCGAGCAUUACUAACUUCUACUUUGAUGAGGCUGAGCUGCAAAUAGCACAAUUUGCAGCCUAUAGUUGUCAUGACGCCCUUGGUAAUGCAAUACCCAACAACAGCAACAUCGUAUAUUACCUGAUGCUGCCUCCUCUUUACACCAUCUCCGAAACCAAGAACAAAUUGUUUGUCAUUGGCUGUGAAGCUUUUGCACUUUUGGAUUUGGGGAAAGCAGAGAAAAACAGCCAGGGCUACAGUGUGGCGGCAUGCGACAAAAUUUUAACAAGCACCAACAAAGUUCCCGACACUUGCUCCGGCAUUGCGUGCACCGAAUCUGGCCUCGAUGGUGGAUUGGUAGUCUUUGAGAUGACCCUGAUUAGCUUUGGGGAGCAGAACAGGAAUGAAACGAGAUGGUUCUACGAGGAGUACCCGUGCAGCUACGCCUUCCUUGUGGAAGACUCCAAGUUUACUUAUGCUCCCAAUAAAAGUUUUCAACAGCUCAGCAACAACAAGCAGCUUCCGGUGGUCAUAAACUGGGAAGUUGGGGAUGAGCCGUGUGAUGUAGUUGAAAAGAGCAAUAAUUCUUCAUGCAAGGAAAAUAGCAAAUGUGUGGACCGGUCCAUUGUCCCUGGUAAGCCUGGUUAUAUUUGCAAGUGCUUGGACGGCUACCAUGGAAAUCCAUACCUCACAGAUGGUGGCCAAGAUAUUAAUGAGUGCGAGACUUUAAGUUCAAACCCCUGCAACAAUGGAACUUGCCAUAAUCUAGAUGGAAGUUACUACUGUAAAUGUAAUAGUGGGUACAGAAACCACGGCCCCAAGACUUGCAUACCCGGAACAAAGAACACUACCCUCAAAAUUUCAUUGGGUGUCUGUCUGAGCUUCUUCGUUUUACUGGUUUUAGUCUUUUCGAUAUAUUGCGGAGUGAAUAGAAGAAAGUUCAAGAAACAACAAGAAAAGUUCUUUAAACAAAUUGGGGGCUUACUUUUACGACAACAACUGACUCGAUACAAUCGAUCCAUAGAGACAGCCUCAAUCUUUUCUAAAGAAGAACUGAAGAAGAUGACAGACAAUUACGAUGAAAAGAGAAAGAUUGGUGAAGGAGGGUAUGGACUGGUUUACAAAGGUAUAUUGCCUGCAGAUAAAACAGAGGUUGCCAUAAAAAUGUCCAAAGUCAGUGCCCCAAUUACUGACAGCUUGGAGUUUGCUAACGAGGUGAUUCUUCUAUCUCAAAUCAACCAUAAAAAUGUUGUGAAGCUCCUUGGUUGUUGUUUAGAGACCCAAACACCUAUUCUCGUUUACGAGUUCAUCUCCAAUGGCUCUCUUUAUGAUCACCUUCAUGGAAAAGACAGAAAAGAACAACUUUCGUUGGAAACGCGGUUGAAGAUAGCAUCAGGUACUGCAGAAGCUCUCUCGUACUUGCAUCACUCCAUUUCUAAUCCAAUAAUACACCGAGAUGUGAAAUCAAUGAAUAUACUAUUGGACAAGAAUUAUGUGGCAAAAGUAGCAGACUUUGGGGCUUCACGGUUGAUUCUGGAAGAUCAAAAUCAACUAGAUACUUUAGUGCAAGGGACGAUUGGUUACUUGGACCCUGAAUAUCUUCAGUCAAACAUUCUAACAGAUAAGAGUGAUGUUUAUAGCUUUGGAGUUGUCCUGGCGGAGCUACUCACAGGCAAAAAGGCACUAACCAAGAAAAAAAAUGAGGCAGAAAACCUAGCAAACGUCUUUGAUUGCGCAAUGAAAGAGGGCCGGCUAGCUGAAAUUCUUGAUGCUGACUUAGUUAAGGAGGAACAUAAUUUCGAGACAAUCGUAGAAAAAGUUGCCAAUCUGGCAAACAAAUGUUUAGCGUUAAGAGGUGAAGAAAGGCCUCCCAUGAAUGAAGUAGCCGUGGAGCUCCUGGGAUUAGUGCAAAUUAUGGGAAAGAAUACAGCUGGGGAAAAGGCUGAUGAUAUCCAACGGUCUUCCAAAGAUACCGACCACUUGCUCGGGUCACCUGCUGCUAAUUAUUAUAAUUACGUUUUGGAUGUUAGAGGUGAAGUUGGUGAUAGUGAUUCAAUUGCAACCACUACUGCAAGACGACCAAAGCCAAAUGGUAAAGCCUUACGAUCAUGGUCGUUGAUUUCAACUCCAAUUGCAACAGCAGCUCAAGCCCUCCCUGGCUGCCAAGAUUAUUGUGGCAAUCUCACAAUCCCAUAUCCAUUUGGCAUAGGCCCUGGCUGCUACCUCCAACCCGAAUUCAACAUCACUUGCAACCAAUCCACCCAGGCCCCAACAGCAACUUUGGGGACAAGCAAUAUCAAAAUCACCAACAUAUCCCUUGAAGACGGUGAGCUCCAAAUUCAGCAAUAUGUAGCCGAAGACUGUUACAACGCGGGCAACCGGACCGGCGGAAACGUCCCCAGGCUGCGGGUGUCUCCUCCCUACACCAUCUCCCACACCAAGAACAAAUUCUACGCCCUUGGCUGCAACACGUUAGCGUAUUUUACUGGCUACCGGGGCGACCAAGGGUACACGACGGGGUGCGUGUCCAUAUGUGAUAGUCUAGAUAUGGCUGUUGACGAGCAGGACACUUGCUCCGGCGUAGGCUGUUGCCAAGUGUCCAUCCCUAGCGGACUGAAAAAUCAGACUGUCAUGUUGACAAGCCCUUCAAAUCGCACGGGCGUAUGGGACUCUAACCACUGCAGCUACGCGUUUAUUGUGCAAGCUGACCGCUUCGAAUUCAGUCGUACGAGUUUGCAACUGAUUGAAUAUAGCGACAGAAACAGCAGGAGCCCUAUGUCACGGAUCGCACUUGAGCGUGCCAGCGGAGGCUUCUUGCUUUUACUGGUUGGAAGUUUAUGGAUAUAUUGGGGUAUGCAGAAAAGAAAGUUCAUCAAACUCAAAGAGAAAUACUUCAAAGAAAAUGGUGGCUUAUUGUUACAAAAACAACUCGCUAGUCAAGGAGGCUCUAUGGAAACAACAAAACUCUUUACAGCAGAAGAACUUGAGAAGGCCACGAACAAUUACCACGAAAGUAGAAUCCUUGGUGAAGGAGGCUAUGGAACGGUUUACAAAGGAAUAUUACCAGAUAAAAGCGUGGUUGCUAUAAAGAAGUCAAAAGUUAAUGGUGCGCCAGCUCAGAGUGACGUUUUUAUUAAUGAGGUGAUUGUCCUUUCUCAAAUCAAGCACAGAAAUGUGGUGAGGUUAUUAGGUUGUUGUUUAGAGACACCGGCGCCAUUACUGGUUUACGAGUUCAUCGUUGAGGGCACUCUUUCAGAGCACAUCCAUAAAAAAAAUGGCAAAAGAUCAUCACUUUCGUGGGAGCUGCGAUUGAAUAUAGCGACAGAAACAGCAGGAGCACUAGCAUACUUACACUCCUCUGCUCUCAUGCAAAUUAUCCACCGAGAUGUGAAAGCAACAAACAUACUAUUAGAUGAACAUUACACGGCAAAAGUGUCCGACUUUGGAGCUUCAAGAUUGAUCCCUCUAGAUCAAACUCAACUAACAACGUUAGUGCAAGGAACAUUUGGAUACUUAGACCCCGAAUACUUCCUUACAAAUCAACUGACGGAAAAGAGUGACGUCUAUAGCUUCGGAGUUGUCCUUAUGGAGCUAUUGACAAGCAAAGUGGCACUUUCUUUGGCCAGGCCCGAGGAAGACAGAAACCUAGCCAACUUCUUUGUUCGUUUCAUGGAGGAAGAUCGCUUGAAUGAGGUUCUUGAUGAUGACAUAGUCAACGAGAGAAACGUUGAGACACUAAAAAAGGUGGCAGAAGUCGCAAAAAGAUGUGUAAGGUUAAAAGGGCAGGACAGGCCUAGCAUGAAAGAAGUGGCAAUGGAGCUAGAGGGAAUGAGAGUUACACCAAAGCAACCAUGGGGAAAAUCUGAAGUUUCAAGUCCAGAAGACACUGAGUACUUACUUGGUUCAGCUAUGAAAUCAGACGCUUAUUUUGUGGAUGUUAGAGGUGAUUUUGAUUCUAGAGGUGCAACUAUUGGUACAACCAUUGGAUACGAUAGCAUGCAAAUCCAAAUGGUAAUGCCGUACGAUGGACUAUAG